Trametes versicolor FP-101664 SS1 is the source of this 969-nucleotide messenger RNA. RefSeq lists its product as uncharacterized. The transcript has 9 exons. The coding region runs from base 12 to 923 and encodes 303 amino acids. Gene Ontology annotation, molecular function: NAD+ binding; oxidoreductase activity, acting on the CH-OH group of donors, NAD or NADP as acceptor. Gene Ontology annotation, biological process: fatty acid metabolic process. NCBI's taxonomy places the organism in Eukaryota, Fungi, Basidiomycota, Agaricomycetes, Polyporales, Polyporaceae. The record is from RefSeq and is a predicted model, not a curated record.
AGAAACGGACCAUGAGUAUCGCACACGGAGUCAGGAAACUCGGUGUUAUUGGGGCAGGCCAAAUGGGCCUGGGGACUGCCUUCGUGUCGGCAGUUCACGCGAAGGUCCCCGUACUGCUACAUGACCGGUCUGCUGCGCAGGUCAAAUCAGGUCUUUCUCUCAUGGACAAACUGCUCGCAAAGGACGUCGCGAAGGGCAAACUGUCGCAGGAGGCAGCCAAGGAAGCUCGCGACCGCCUGACGGUUGUAGAUGAGCUGAAGAGUUUUAGGGACGCGGACAUGGUGGUUGAGGCUGUCUCAGAAAACCUCGCGCUCAAGCAAGGCAUCUUCCGCUCAUUAUCGGCGGAAUUGUCUCCCAAGACCAUCCUCGCGUCCAAUACAUCGUCAAUCAGUAUUACGAAGAUUGCGGCAUCGACAAUCCCGGAAGGGAAGACCGCAUCCGACCCCGAAGGCCAGGAAAGCACGUCGAGAGUCGUCGGCUUACAUUUCUUUAACCCUGUGCCCGUCAUGAAACUCGUGGAGCUGAUUGCUGCGGUUCAAACCUCGCCAGAGACACUUGACCGUGCCCGCGCUUUCGCGACUGCCUGCGGAAAGGAGGUCACUUCUUCACAGGACGUACCAGGAUUCGUGGCAAACGCACUGCUCAUGCCAUUCAUUAAUGAAGCAAUCAUGUGUCUUGAGAAGGGAAUUGCCACCCGGGACGACAUCGACAAGACAUUGAAGCUGGGCAUGAAUCACCCAAUGGGCCCGCUGCAGCUAGCUGACUUCAUUGGGCUGGACACGUGCCUCGCAAUCCAACAGACGCUCUACGCGGGAACGAGCGACUCGAAGUACCGCCCAAGCGUGCUGCUUGAGCGCAUGGUGGACGCGCAGUGGCUGGGGAAGAAGAGCGGCAAGGGUUUCUACGACUAUUCGAGCCAGUGAGGAGCCUCUGCUCUUCGCCGUAAUGAUGAGCGUCGUUCUUCCUCGG